This is a messenger RNA of Rhineura floridana, 7834 nucleotides long. It is a transcript of the gene PLEKHA7, whose product is annotated as pleckstrin homology domain containing A7. Bases 105 to 3977 code for a protein of 1290 amino acids. Gene Ontology annotation, molecular function: protein binding; nucleic acid binding. Gene Ontology annotation, biological process: pore complex assembly; zonula adherens maintenance; cell-cell adhesion mediated by cadherin. Gene Ontology annotation, cellular component: pore complex; zonula adherens. NCBI's taxonomy places the organism in Eukaryota, Metazoa, Chordata, Lepidosauria, Squamata, Rhineuridae. The record is from RefSeq and is a predicted model, not a curated record. The transcript is spliced from 28 exons.
GCUGAGUAGAGCUGGGCACUGGGCGCCUGCCUGCCUGCCCUCCCGCUCUCUCGCACCCCCACCCCCUUCAGCUGGCUGGCUGGCUGGCUGUGCGCGCGGCGAACAUGGCGGCGGCGGCCGAGUCGGUGGGGCGGGACACUCUACCUGAGCACUGGACCUAUGGCGUCUGUAGAGAUGGCCGGGUCUUCUUCAUCGACGACCUGACCCGCUCAACUACUUGGCUGCAUCCUCGCACUGGGGAGCCCGUCAACUCAGGCCACAUGAUCCGCUCAGAUCUUCCCCGUGGAUGGGAGGAGGGAUUCUCCGAAGAAGGAGCCAGCUACUUCAUUGACCACAACCAGCAGACUACAACAUUUAGGCAUCCUGUGACUGGCCAGUUUUCCCCAGAAAACCUUGAGUUUAUUUUACAAGAGGAGCACAAUUCACUUAUGCCCAAGCAUCAGAUAAACCAAAGACCCUCAAGCAUGGUCAGUGAAACAUCUACCGCAGUAACUACAUCUACUGUAGAUAUAAAACCUGGCUCUAAGGUGGUAAAAUCUGGCAAUAAAAUACACAGUUUUGGGAAGAGGGACCAUGCUAUAAGGAGAAACCCUAAUGUUCCUGUUGUGGUAAGAGGCUGGCUUCAUAAACAAGAUAGUUCUGGCAUGAGAUUAUGGAAGAGACGAUGGUUUGUGCUUACUGAUUAUUGUUUAUUUUACUACAAAGAUAGCAGAGAAGAAUCUGUUCUUGGAAGUAUACCAUUGCCUAGCUAUGUAAUAUCAACAGUUGGACCUGAAGAUCAUAUAAACCGCAAGUACUCCUUUAAGGCUGUCCAUACGGGCAUGAGGGCAUAUAUCUAUAAUAAGAGUUCUGUUAUUGGCUCUCAGGCAGAGCAUUCAGGGAUGCGCACAUACUACUUUAGUGCGGAUUCUCAAGAAGAUAUGAAUGGUUGGAUUCGGGCUAUGAAUCAAGCUACCCUUAUGCAAACACAUUCAUCACCAAAGAGAGAAACAAGAAACCCAGAUCAGCAAGCUGUUCCUCAAGCUAACCAUGUGGAUGCCUGCAAAGAAUGUGCAAAGUUAGAUUCUGCUGAUGCAAAAGGAAGCUAUAGAAAAUCACCUGAAGCCUCUGCAUAUGAUAAGCGUGAAGAGAUGAGAAAAGCAAUUAAGGAUGAGCAUUAUGCUGUCAGGAAGUACACUGUGGAAUCAAAAAGGAAGAAAUCUAAACAUCCAUCGAUAGCGGAGGUUGGCACAUUGAAUCCAGAGUCAAGUCUGUCUCAGUCCCAAACAGCUCAGCCUAUUGAGAAGAAUGGAAUGCUUUCCAAUUCACUAAAUACAAGUACUGUCCUAGUAGAGCAGAAUGGUAUCAAUUUAUAUAAACGAUUUGUUUCCAGACCAACUCCUAAUAAGCAGACACAAAGGAAAAACAAUAUGGCUCAUAUAGAGCACUGGGUAAAAGUCCAAAAAGGAGAUGCAAAAAGUCUUGCAACUGAUCAGACUCUUAUUCGCCAAGUGCCCAGUCAUUCUGUAUCUUUUCCUGAGAAUUAUCAUACAUUGCCAAAGAACACCAGGCAGUCUUCAGGAAGCUCACCUCCUUCAAAUCAAAAUUUGCCAAGUGACUACAAGUAUGCUCAAGAUCGGGUUAGCCACUUGAAGAUGUCCCUUGAUGAGAGAAGAGCAAACAAAGAUGGUACUGUAUGGCAGCUGUAUGAGUGGCAACAGAGACAGCAGUUUAAACAUGGCAGUCCAACAGCACCUAUUUAUAUUGGCUCUCCAGACUUUACAGACCAUAGUAAGGGAAGAAGUUCACUAGAAGUUCCACGGUCAGUUUCUGUUCCUCCAUCUCCUUCUGAUAUACCGCCACCAGGACCCCCUAAAAUCUUUCCACCCCGAAGACCACACACUCCUGCAGAAAGGGUUACUGUUAAACCAUCUGAUGAGAGACAAAUAUUAGAUGUUCCUUUUCCUUCACCAAGGAAGAUUCUAAACCAAACUAUAAAGAACUCGGCACACAUAGAUAGGCGUUCCAUGCCUACAAUGGGAUAUAUGACCCACACUGUAAGUGCUCCAAGUUUGCACGGGAAAUCGGCUGAUGAUACCUACAUCCAGUUGAAGAAAGAUCUUGAAUAUCUGGAUCUGAAGGUGACAGGGCGUGAUACAAUAAAAGAACGAAAUACAAAACCCAUCAAGAUUGGAGAAAGUGAUAUUGAUGUGAAACUAAGUGUUCUCUGUGAACAAGACAGGAUUCUGCAAGACCUAGAAGAUACAAUUAGAGCCCUGAAGGAAAAUAAAGAUCAAUUGGAGUCUGUCCUGGAAGUAUUACAUAGGCAGAUGGAACAGUACAAAGACCAACCACAACACACACAAAAAAUUUCAUACCAGCAGAAACUUUUGCAGGAAGAUCUUAUACAUAUUCGGGCUGAAAUAUCCAAAGUGUCUACAGAAAUGGAAAAUGCCUGGAAUGAAUAUCUGAAAUUGGAAAAAGAUGUACACCAGCUGAAGCAAGCCUUACAUGAACAAAUGAACAGAUCAUUUUUUUCUCAGGAGAAAGCUCAAAUGCAAAAAGAUUUAUGGAGAAUUGAAGAUGUUACAGCUGGCCUAAGUACAAAUAAAUCCAACUACAAAGUAAUCAUAGAGUCUAUAAAGAAUCCAGAGAGAAAAACAGUGCCUUCGUUUUCAAAGCCUCUAGUGCCUUCAUUAUCAUCUACUCUCAUGUCAACAGACAGCAAAUUUUCUACUCAGCAAAGUCCACUAUCUAGUCCUGUCCAACCUUCCUUAGAAGUCAGACUUUUUCCUCAGCCUUAUAUGCAGCCUAGAAUGUUCUCUCCGUCCCAACAAGUGAAAAAAGCUGACCCUCCAAUUCAGUCACCAGUAAAAUUAAAGCAACAUUUUGAAGAUGAAGCACCACCAAGGCCUCCUCUCCCACAAUUGUACAGCCCUGAUGAUCACCCACCAGCUGUUCCACCUCUUCCCAGGGAAGCCACUGUCAUCAGGCACACAUCAGUGCGGGGCUUGAAACGACAGUCAGAUGAAAGAAAACGAGACCGUGAAUUAGGACUGUAUGUGAAUGGAGAUUACAGGGUAGAACUCCGUUCAUAUGUGAGUGAACCUGAAUUGGCAACAAUAGGCAGUGAUCUGAGUCAACCUGUUGGUUUUCUAGGUACUGAGAGUAGAUACCAAACAUUACCUAGCAGAGGGUUAUCUGGCUCAACUUCCAGACUGCAUCAGUCGUUAUCAGCUUCAACAUAUGCAACACUUCGGAGAGAUGGUUCCAAGCAGGAUAGACCAAAGAGUGCCUUGGAACGUUUAUACUCUGGAGAUCACCAAAGAGGCAAGAUGAGUGCCGAGGAACAAUUAGAAAGAAUGAAGCGACAUCAAAAGGCAUUAGUUCGUGAACGCAAGAGAACUCUUGGACAAGGAGAAAGACAGUCCGUCUCAUCACGGUCAUUCGUUCGGCCUGUUUCUGCAGACAUAGGCUCAUGGAAGCGGGAGCAACAAUUUGACUUGCAACUACUGGAAAAAGCAGCACGAGCAGAACGAAAAGAGGAAAAUAACUGGCUAAGAGUUGAGCCUGUGUCAGUGACAGAAGCAGACCUAGAACCUCAAGAUUAUAACUUGGAUAUUAGCAAAGAGUUGUCAAAACCUGAAAAAGUUGCAAUUCCAGAGCGUUAUGUUGAGCUGGAACCUGAAGACCCUCUCACUCCAGAGGAAUUAGCAGCAAGGCAUCGUAAGGCAGAAAAAAUAAAGAAUAUUCUUACAAGGUCAAGUAUGCACAACCUCCAGCCUCCAGCUCAGGACAAACACAACUUUGCUAAUUUAGAUUCACAGUUGCAAGAGCAAGAACGCAUCAUUACCAUAUCAUACGCCCUGGCUUCUGAAGCCUCUCAGCGGAGCAAGGAAGUGGCAGCUCUGCAAUUGACCUAUCCAUCUAAAGCACCCUCACUUCCUGUACCUCAGCCACCCCCCUUAAGCAAUGGAUUUCACUACACAUUUGUCUAAGCAUCUUGAAACCAAAGCAGUAAACGAACGCUGAUACCAGGUAUAAACCUGUAACACCCACCUGAUGGCGUGCAGCAAGGAGGAAGAAAGAGACUUCUCUACAUUACCUUUCUCUCAUGGCUGUUUUUCAUUUGAACACGUUACAAAUAAUAACUGCACAAAGACGUUUUGUACAAAAAAAGAAUAGAACAAUUGUUUAUCUAUGUUCUAUCUUUCUUUUAUAUAAACAGCACUUUUAAUAUGUUUUGUAAAAUAUUAACAUUGUCGACAAACCUGCACAGUCAAGCAUAUUCAAGUCCGGUUGAUGUUAAUAGUCAUAAUGCUUUAGUGUGCUGGAUUGUGAGCCAGUGUAUUUUUAGAAACAGAAUAUAUAUUAGAUUUGUUUUUGUUUUUAAAAAAGACACAAGGGCUGCAUUCAUUUAAAAGUUUGGAUGCAUGCUAUACAGGCAGGUGGGUGUUUUUAGCUUCUGUUUUAAAAAGAAUAUUUUUGGAAGCACAUCAUAGCAUUUAGGUAGGGUUAAUGAGGUCUUUUUCUAUUUUUUCAGAUUUGAUAAUUUGGUUGUUACUACUGAUUAACAAUCAGGGAAAAUAUUUGCAGAAAUAUUCAAAUUUUCAAUGAAAUCCCAGGCAAGCACCAAAAGGGAGAUGCAAAACUUGCAAAAUAUGUACCUCUUUGAAUAAGUAAAUUGUACAACCUGUUAACAGGACAUACAACUGUUACCACUUCUUUUACAUAGCUUUCAAGUCCAAGUGAACAACACUGUCCAGUUACUAUUUUAAAAAUACAUUUUCCUCUUUAACUUAGGGUGUGGGCAGUGAACUAUUUAGAAUAUGAUCUAGUCUCUAUCCCACUGCAGAUGCAACAUCUAUGAACCACAGAGGAUUCCUGUAGAGGUCAAUAGAACCUCUGUUCCUACUCUCCCUUCCCCCUUUUUAGAGCACAAAUAUGGCAUGUCCAGGCAACAUUAUGUGGAAUAUGAGGUCUGGAAAACGUUUCCUUGCUUCUUGCCUAGGUGCAAGUUACUCAGAGAGGGAGAGCAGGAGAUAUGCAGAAAACCUCCUACUCCCUAUAAUAGCUUGUUGUGCUACUUGUGCAAGCUCAAGAAGAGGGAGAGAGACGAAACUGGUAUUUUGAUCCUUUUAGGAAUACUCUGCACAUGGGUGCUGCACCCAAGAUGGGCCUGGAGUAUCCAUUUUAAAUGGAAAUAUGUAAAGUGCACAAAACAAAUAAUUAAUAGAAUGAAUCAUUUACAUCUAUAUUCUUUUUAAUUGAUGCUUUCAACAACAGAAAAUAAAUUAUUUACUUUCAACUAUUGAUAGCUUUGCAUAGUAAUUCAGUCCCUCAGUCUUGCUAAAACGUUCAGGUAUGAUGUAUUUUCUUGAGUCUUGGGCAAAAGGCUGGCUCAUUAGCAAAAAGAGUUAAUGAAUUCUUGGUGCUUUGACUUGAAUAUAUGUGUGUACUCAAAAAUGUGUGGUUUGCAAAUAUCCAUUGUGUUCACACUAGGUGAAUUCAAAAUGAAUUCACACAUACUCAGCAGUGCAUUGUCAAAUUUAUUGCAACAUUCUGCUAUAGUGCACUCCUUUUAUACUGAAGAUGAGAAUGAUACCAACUCAUUAGGACUAUUUAGGAAGAAUAGAUUGUGUAUACCGUUGCCUUAGGGCUGGUCUAUAUUGCACUUGUUAUAUGGACUUCACUGCAAAUAACCCUUUCAUUUUGAGGACAGACCCCAUACCAUCUGAGGCUGCCAGCAGAAAUAUCCAGCAGUGAUGAAGUCUCAUGGAGAUCUCCAAGCAAUGCCAGAUAUCCACAUUGUAAACUGCUGUAGAUCUACAGGUGUGAAAUAUUUGCCAUGUAGAUGCUGUUUGAGUAGACUUCAUGUGAGGAAUGUAAUAUGUACAUUGGCAACUAGCUGCUGCAGUAUUUAGCUAUGAUACAAAUGUCUGCACUUCCAGCAUCUUCCCAAUCUCUUAUUUGAGAAAAUUGUAUGUGGACAAUAGAAAAUAGAGAACUUUGCCUUCUCAUAGAUAAACAAAUGAACAACCCUGAGCCCAUGAGGUUCCAAAUAUUAUUUAAAUCACAUACUUUAAUGGUAUUAGCAAAUAUUAAUGAGUUCUUGCAAUAUAUGUGGAGUGUGGGAGUGCUAUAGGGGUUAAAUGUGUGAAAAAUUAGUUUAGGAUGCCAGUGCCAUGUUCAUCUCCCAAAUAAGAGUUGUAGAGUAACUGGAGAAAAUUGAAUGUAUCCAGUGAAGUUGUCCUGUUUGUGGAGGGCCCAAUGGAACUUCUCCUCCCCUUCCUCGUGUCCCCCCAAAUUUGUACCAGGAACUUGGGAGGAACUCAGAACAGAUUUGUGGGGGCAUAUGGGAGGAACGAGAGCCAGUGUGGUUAGUGGUUAGUGUUGGACUACAACCUGGGAGACCAGGGUUCAAAUCCCCACACAGCCAUGAAGUUCGCUGGGUGACCUUGGGCCUGUCACUGCCUCUUAGCCUCAGAGGGAGGCAAUGGUAAACCCCCUCUGAAUACCACUUACCAUGAAAACCCUAUUCGUAGGGUCGCCAUAAGUCAGGAUCGACUUGAAGGCAGUCCAUUUCCAUUUUCAUAGGAGGAACAGAAGGGGAAGUACUAUUGCUCAAGCGGAACUUCAUGUGUGAACAGGAUGCAAUCCAGUGGUCAAAAUUCAGAGAACUGCCUGGUAUUCCUCUUGAAUUUGCUUGUUUUUGUGUUUGAAGAGCAGUUACCUGCACAGCUUGGCAAGCUAAUGCUGUGAUGCUGCUUUGUGGGAGGACUGCUGUUUGAUGAAACAAAGGUCACCUGGGAAGCUUUAAUUAUUAUAUAUGUAUGCCUGCUUCAGAGUAGAAUGAAAUGGUCAGAACAAAUGUGGCAAAUUCAAAUGUCUGGGUAGAGGUGAAGAGUAUUGGGCUGGAUUGGUUUGUUGAUACUUUCAGAGAGAAGUUAGUCUGAGGAACAAGCUAGAUAUCAUUAAACUAAAAUGGGUCUAUGCUAAAGAACAACUUGUUUUGCAGCUUUAUGUUUGUCAGCUUGUAUAUUUGACCUGUAUACUUGUGGGAAAAUGCACCACAUUUCACAAGUGACAAUGUAGAGUUUUCCUAUGCAGAAAUUCUCUCUAUAAGAAAAACUAAUGUAUGUAGUGGCUUUAACCUUUUUCUCAAAUUCAGUUUUGUUAUUUGUAUCUCUUGAAGUGGUGACAAAUCCACUCUAAUACAAACCUGCUUUCCCACAUCCUUUGGUAGGGGUUGCUGAGAGAUGGAUUUAGGCGUGUCUUGAGGAAGCUUGAGGAAAAGUUUCACCAAAAAAAAAAAGGUCACUUGUUUUCUCUUCCAUCAGUAAGAUAUUUAAAGAUGUUGGAUCCAGACUUUGCUUCUGCUGGUGAAGACAGAUAUGACUUUUGCCAAUUCCCUCCUUCUGCUGUAGCCUACUGUGCCUCCUCCCACACUAUUCUAGAGGGCUAGGGCACUUGCAGGGAGUGGGAAGAAUUUGAAAAAGUCACACACACCUUUCUGCUAGUGGGAUCCCUCUGCUGGAUAAAAAGACCUUCAUAUAUUGAAGAAGCCUUUCCAUCUGUGGAGUCUGGACCCAAUCCUCUAUCUCCACUUAAGUACUGUAUCUGCAACAGUGUUUAAAAUUCUUAAACAAAAAUUCUUACUCUAUUUUGACUAUACAUGGGAGCUAUUCUUGAGAAAUGUAUUUAGAAAAUGCAAUUCUAUUUUUAACUAACUGAACACUGCCAGUGUCAAGUCUGUAACAUUUUGCCAAAAAGGAAAUUAUAUUAAUUUUGCCUUUAUAAAAAUGCUGAAAUGAAUAUUUUGUCAGAAAACAUUAAUUUAAAUAAAAUGCUACAG